AUGUCGAUCAAGGUUCGGCCCUGGUUGACCAUCGGGGGAGGGAGAGGAGGAGGAGAGGGAGAUGGGGCAAAGGGAGGAGGGAGAGGAGGAGGAGGAGGAGGAGGAGGAACGAGAGACCCAAGGGUUGAGGGAUCAGACAAGAAGCAAGUGGUGUACGGGAAAGCAACAGAUGCAAUAUUGAGCAGAGCAAGAGCUCCGUUGAGGGCGAAGAACGAAGACAAGGCAGAGACGGUCAGCAUGGGGAGAGGGCAUGUUGAGGCCGUUUGUCAUGCUCCGGGAUCGGGAACCGUGUUGAUCGCUGUGGAUAGAGAGCUUGUACAAGUCAAGGUAGAGGAAGACGGGAGAUUUUCCGUGCUCCACCGAGUGAAUGUUGGAGGAUGUGUGCAAGUGGCAGAGGAUCGUGCCAUCGUCCGCGACAUCCUGUGGCUUCCAUGGCUCCGAGGAGGUUCGUAUGCCGUCUUCAUGGUUGACGCGAAGAUGAAGUUGUACACGAAGAGGAUGGAGCUGGUGGAGGAGUGCAGAUUGCACGCCAGGUACCUUCUGUGCGCGGCGGCCCACGUGGGGAGGGAGGAGAUCGUGACGGCAUCGAGCGAGGGCCUGCUGAAGAGGAGGAGGGUGGUGAGCACGCGGGAGUUUGUAGGGAGCGGGCUGGGAGAUCGGCACUCGGAGAUGGUGCAGACGAUCGAGAUGAAGAAGAGCUGGAGCUUUUCAGGAUCGCCGGAAAGGCUGCUCAAGAGCAGUUUCGAAGAGCACUGGGUCACUAGCCUGUGCGUCGACGAGGAUCACGAUCGGCUAUUCGGCUGCUGCUCAAAAGAUGUUCGCCUGACUGACUCGCUGUGCGGGCACACGCGGGGAGUUUACAGCUUCACGUACGACGAGGAGGAGGAUUGUUUGAUCAGUUUGGGAGACGACGGAGUUUUGUGCUUCUGGAAGCUUGAAAGCAUGCGACUCAUGCAUUCGUUCGAAGUCUUCAAGCCUUGUCCCUCCCUCCUGCACAAGAGCACAUUCAACAACAACAACAACAACAACAACCACUUUGCAGUCAUCAUUCCAUCGAUUGCAAGGCAUCAACUGCGAUCAUCGGAGAUGUCAAUCGAGGAACUGGAGGAUCUCAUGACGGAGGAACUUCAGUUUGCACAUGAAAUUUCCAACGACUCGCAGGUUGCAGUUCUUUGCGAUGACAGAACCGUUCAGACAUAUCGGCCAGUUAGUGGAAAUUUGCUGCAUGUGAGCAGUUUGAAAGCAGACAACCAAGAGGAAGGAGACAAGAAGAAAAGACAUGAACCCGUCAUCGUCCGCUGCUCACCGGACGGCUCAAAGCUUGCAAGCUACUCUAGCGCCAUUGGGAUCGUGGAGUGGGAUAUGGAGGAGGGAAACAUGCUGUAUCGCCAUGAGGAGGAGGGUGUAGUCGACUUCUGCUACGCCCUUCUUCUCCUAGGCUCCUCGUCGCAGCGACAGCUCUGCAUCCUCGUGGUCGGACAGCAAAACGUCUACGCGCUACCCAGCGCGGAGAAGUCAAGAGGAGGAGGAGCAGGAGCAGGAGCAGCUAAAAGGGUUCCAUCCUCUUUCCUGACUGAUAUCGUUGAUAUUGACGUAUGGAGCAUCCUAGACAAGCGCCAGGCUGCUCGAACAGAAUGGCUGAGAUCCCACGCCCUGAUGCUGCAGGGAGCAUGGCGGCAGCAUGCGGCGAGGGCGAGAGUUGAACGACUGAGCAAGGAACGGGACAUGAAGAGACUACAAAACCCUGAGAAGAGAGGGAAGCGUCAGCAGCAGCAGCAGCAGCGAUUGCGGUACUCCUGCCUUGCGUGGACGGGAAUGGACGGGGAGGUUCAGCGUGCGAUCUAUCAGGUACCGGAGAGGGAGCAGGCAAAUGUUCUCCUCAAGCUCCUCGCUCGGGGUAACUUCGCGCCGAGGACAGUGAAGAUUCUUGAACUGGAGGAGGGCGGGCAGCUAGAGCAAGUCUUGCAGGAGGAGCAGGAGGAGCAGGAGAAGGAGACCGAGGAUGCUCUCGUGCUUGUGAUGCGGGGAUCCGUCCUCCUGUCCUCUCGCGGCUACUCCCUGCGUAUCAACGCUGGUCGGUUGCUCUUCCUCAGCCCAUCUCCUGCUGGCGAUGAGGCCACUUCUCCUUCCCUCUCCUCCUUCCCUUCCCUCUUCUGCACGGCGGGUACGAGGCUGCUGUGCAUGAGGAAAGAAGGGCUGCGAGCUCUGCGGAGGACGAGUGGGGUAUUCAACCCUACACUCUUCUCCGUGACCAACCUCCUCACUCGCUCCACCUCGCACGUAUCCUCCACCAGCUCCUUGUGGAGUCAGGAGGAGGAGGAGGAAACUGCGACUGCGCUGGACCUGCAAGACAUCUCCUCCUCUGAUGUCUCUAUGAGCAGGGCAAUGGCCAAGUACGGUGUCCCCUUGUGCGUGCAAGAAGCGAUCGAGGGGGUUGCGGACGGGGGCAGGGGCACAGGAGCAGGAGCAGGAGCAGGAGCAGGAGCAGGAGCAGGAGCAGGAGCAAGAGGGAGAAAGGGGCAGGAGGACUUGCGCUUCCAUGAUGCGCUGGAGUUCAUGAGGAGCUUGAACGACCCAUCCUCUCGCGCAGCUGCUGUGCGAGCAAGCUUCAGAAGAUCACUCCUCUCGCGCCCAACCUCCUCCCACUCCUCCCCCUCCUCCCCCUCCUUCGAGUUCCUCGCGCAGUCCGGGGGCCGGCUGCGCAAAGAAGCCGAGCUCUUGUCGGGCCAGCUGGAACACGUUCGUUCGAAGCAGAAGAAUUCUUUCUUCCGCCUGCCCAGCGCCCGCCCUCGACUCCUUGCACAAGGACUAGGCAGUGGCUACUCCCCUUCGCCCUCUCCAACCAAGGUCUCACAGCCAUUGUGGUUCCCUCUACACACUGACAGCCUUGUGCUCAGACAUCCACAUCACUGCGCCUUCCAGUAUCCCCGCAUGAUCCCCACACCCAUCGCCUUGUUGUAG
This is a messenger RNA of Guillardia theta CCMP2712, 2961 nucleotides long. RefSeq lists its product as hypothetical. The transcript has 13 exons. The coding region runs from base 1 to 2961 and encodes 986 amino acids. Gene Ontology annotation, molecular function: protein binding. The record is from RefSeq and is a predicted model, not a curated record. Lineage: Eukaryota; Cryptophyceae; Pyrenomonadales; Geminigeraceae.